Psylliodes chrysocephalus is the source of this 2253-nucleotide messenger RNA. The record is from the annotation of a GenBank genome assembly. Lineage: Eukaryota; Metazoa; Arthropoda; Insecta; Coleoptera; Chrysomelidae.
GUAGAAAGUACUUUAAGCUUCCUGUCAGAUAAUAGUUGCUAUUUACUAAGUUUUAGGACCCUCAUACCUAUACCUACGUUUUAAACUGGUUUUUUCUAACCCAUGCUUGCACACACGUUCCCAUAUAACUCGGCGCCCAUGCUGCGUACGCACAUGCAUAGAAUUUCCGUUACGUUUGGAGAGUUACGAGUCGGAAUCUUGUGUUCAUUCCAAAACUCAAACCCUGGAAGUCCGCCGCUCGACGCGCCGACGCAUUUACUCUUUCAUCUUUUACUCAUAGAAAUACAGAAAAUCGUAACUCGUGCAUAUCGCAGACUUUUAUCCCUUUAAAAACCAACUCGAAUCGAUGCGAAAAGUUAAUUUAUAUACAGUGAAACAUUGAAAACAUUUACCGCAUUUUACAACAUAGACCAAUGAGUCGGACGUUAUUUUAUUUAAAUAGAAAUUGUGCAGUUUUAUAGUGAUUUGUGAUCAAAAUUAAAGUUCAUAAUGAUAACUAAUGGUCCAGAGGCUUUCGAGCAAGAGGAUUUACUCAAGAAAGGAAAAGUUGUUGAAAUAUCGGGAUCUAAGCAAAGAUUGAGUGGAAGAAAAUGGAAGGUUCCUGUCCGAUUUUGGAUAGGACUGAUGGUGUUCCUUACCACAUACAUCAACUACACAACACGAGUGAAUAUGUCAAUGAGUAUUAUAUCAAUGACCAAAGGAAAAUCAAAAAGUACGCCAGAAUGUAUUCUACUGCAUCAACAGGAAGAAGAUGCGGCAAAGUUGGCACUGAACUCAUCAUAUCAAAUAGUGAACAAGACAAUGAACAAAACAUUGGCUAAUUUUGGGGAACGAUACGAUUGGGACGAACACGUGCAAGGUCAGAUAUUAGGCAGCUACUUCUGGGGCUACGUGAUAACUUCCCUGCCAGGUGGAGCUGCAUCAGAAUGGUGGGGUCCUCAUAAAGUAAUCUUCUGGAUGACAUUGUUAUCCGGGAUAAUCAACACUCUCAGUGUACCAGCCGCUUGGUACCACUUUGGGCUAUUAAUCACCUGUAGAUUCUUAUUGGGAAUAUUUGGGGGUUUCGUUUAUCCUGCUGUACAAGUACUGAUUGCAAAAUGGGCACCUCCUGCUGAAAAGGGAAAAUUUGUAGCUGGUUUGAUGGGCAACACUUUAGCCACUUGUAUAACAUGGCCUCUGGUAGGAGGUGUAACGUCUUCUGUUGGCUGGGACUGGGGCUUCUACGCUAUCAGCAUUCAAUGUUUCGUUUUCUGUAUAAUUUUCUGGUUUGUGGCUGCCGAUAGUCCAGACGAUCACAAGUUUAUAACACAGGAGGAAGUUUCGUACAUUAAAGAGGCUCAAGGAGGUUCAGUGACAAAGAAAAAACACACACCUCCAUACCUUUCAAUCAUGAAAAGUGUACCAUUUUGGAUGUUGACCGUUCUGCAUUUUGGAAAUUUGUGGGGAUUAUACUUGCAACUCCAAAGUGUACCAAAGUUUAUGGCGGAAGUAGUAGGAUUUAAUUUGAAGCAAGCGGGAAUACUCGCGGCUUUACCUCAUUUGACAAGGUUAUUCUUCGGUACUGCUUAUGGAUCUAUCGGGGACUGGCUGAAAUCAAGGAAGAUAUUAUCGCCCAAAGCCAUAAGAAAAACAUUCGUUUUGUUUUCUCAUGUCAUUCCUGGAAUAUUGCUCAUAGGCAUUGCUUUAACCGGAUGUAACUGGGUACCAAUAGUUGUCAUGUUGACCUUCAGUAUGGCCAUUAACGGUGCAGCUGUGUUGACUAAUCUACAAAACCCGCAAGACUUAGCUCCAAAUUUUGCCGGAUCCAUUUUUGGAAUCAUUAGUUUCAUAGGCGGAAUGACAGGUUUCAUAGUACCGGCCAUAACAGGGGCAUUUAUCGCUGAACACAAUGGAACAAAAGAAUGGGGUUACAAUUUCAUGCUUGGAGGAGGAGUCUACAUUGUUUGUGGUGUCAUAUUUAUACUCUUUGGAUCUGUGGAAGAACAAAAAUGGAAUAGAGUUGCAGAUCAAGAAGAUGCAACAGCAGAAACAAAAUAAAUAUAUUUUUCGAUAUAUUUAAAAUGUGAAAAAUUUACCGUUUUUAUUCAAAUAUGGUUGUUACAAGCCAAUAUAAAUGACUGAUGAUUGAAUAAUGUGUUUUAUAUGUUUCUUGUCUUUCAGACAUACACUUCUCCGUACAAAGCUUUAUAAUAUUUACCUCUUUAAAUGUACCUAAGACAAUAUAUACGUAUAUAUUAAAAAAGUAUAAAUCAU